Gloeophyllum trabeum ATCC 11539 is the source of this 700-nucleotide messenger RNA. RefSeq names its product ribosomal protein 60S. Gene Ontology annotation, biological process: cytoplasmic translation; translational elongation. Bases 62 to 394 code for a protein of 110 amino acids. The record is from RefSeq and is a predicted model, not a curated record. Gene Ontology annotation, cellular component: ribosome; cytosolic large ribosomal subunit. NCBI's taxonomy places the organism in Eukaryota, Fungi, Basidiomycota, Agaricomycetes, Gloeophyllales, Gloeophyllaceae. Gene Ontology annotation, molecular function: ribonucleoprotein complex binding; structural constituent of ribosome; protein kinase activator activity. The transcript has 4 exons.
CAACCGACAUCGACGAGCUCUUCCACCGACGUUAACGGCCCCGACGCACUAAUCUAUCCCAAUGGCCACCGCUGAACUCGCCGCUACCUACGCCGCCCUCAUCCUCGCCGAUGAAGGUAUCGAGAUCACCUCCGACAAGAUCAUCGCAUUAACGUCGGCGGCCGACGUUGAGCUCGAGCCCAUCUGGGCAACGCUCCUCGCCAAGGCGCUCGAGGGCAAGAACGUGAAGGACCUGCUAUCGAACGUCGGCGCCGGCGGUGCCGGCCCCGCAGUUGGCGCUGCACCCGCCGCUGCCGGCGGUGCACCCGCUGCUGCUGCUGAGGAGAAGGCCGAAGAGAAGGAGGAGGAGAAGGAGGAGUCCGACGAGGAUAUGGGCUUCGGUCUGUUCGAUUAAGCGGUGUUGCCGUCGUUGGAUGUUGUAUUGUCCGCGCUGUGUUGUCUCCUCCUUGGGUCCCUCCUCCCGCCUUCACUUGCAUUUUGCUCUCCGCACUCGCAUUGUAUCCAUUGCAAGACGCCCUCCCUCUGCCUCCAAAAUUAUCUUUCCUCCGUACAGCGGUAUGCUCUAUGCGUAAUGCAGUAUGACACAUUAUGGCUCUCCAGAUCGCGAGUUGGAUUGUCGCCAGGAGACGUCGGUGUGAUGAUGGUGUGACUAUGCUUGACUCUGAUGAUAGAAAGAUACUUCCAAAUAUCUUAGGCUUGA